AUGCUACAGCAGCCCGGAGGGUUCGUGGCAGUGCUGUAUGGCCUCGCGCUCGUGACUGCGUAUUCGGCUGGCGUCUACUUCCUGUUCCCCUACUACUCCAUCCAGCCGGGCGAGACGCACUUCAACGGACCCGUCCCCAUGACGUGGGCCGACAGCGAGUACCUCCUCUCGCUCAAGGCCGUGGCCCAGCAGAGUACACUAUUGAGCGAUCUCGAGCUGGUCUUGGGCGUGCGAGCCAUCCUGCUGAGCAACGUCACCAGCGACCGCUCCUGUCCGCCCGGCUUCUUCUACAGCGACCACAGACAUGCAGGCCGCGAUGAACCAUGCGAGUAUGUGCAGCUGCACGAAUUCAACUUCCUCGGGUUCGCUCUGGAGUACGACACGCUUGCUCCCGGCUAUCAGGGGCUCACCGAGCGGCCAGAAGAUGUGGAGCUGCUGCCGUUCAACAUCGUUUCGCCGCCGCGGGCCGGCGUGGUCUGGACGCACGACUCCGUGUUCCUGGUGGAACUCCUCCGGUUCGCCGCAAAGGGGAGCUGUCGCACGCUCGACGACUGCCAGGACUUCAUCGCCGACGUGGCACGGAAUCGCGAGGGCCUGCCCUACGUGCCCGGCUCGGUGCAGUGCGUGCGGCCGUCCAUGGCGGGCUUGGGCAACUCGACCCUGUCCGGCUGCGCAGUCGCUCUGCGGCUGGGAACGUCGAAGGAGUGCUUCCCCGAUGACUCGUACGUCAUGCAGUGCGACUUCGCCAUGUUCUUCAACAUAUUUCUGGUGGGCGACAUGUGGAAGUGGGGCACCAUCCUCUUCGUCAGCUCAAUGUUUCUCUGGCGGCUGCAUUUGCAGUACCUGCGCUAUUACUACCUCACCCCGAGCCACCUGUAUCUCGAGGAGGGCGCGACCUACGAUCUGAAAAUGACACUCAUCGGGCAGCAGUUCACCAAGCGGAGCGGGAUCUUCCGCGUCUACGAUGCCUCCUCGGCCAUGCGCGAGGUCAUCUUCCACAUGCCGCUCCGCGUCAGCUUUGGCGAAGAGGACGUGGAGUGCGAAAAGGUCGCGCGAAACCUGCAGCGCACCACCUUCACGCACACGAAGGGCAGCUGCCUGGCCGAGUUCGAAAUCAACUGGGCCGACGACUUCACCUCGGCCUACGUCACCGAGAUUCGCCAGCAGAUCCCCGCGCGUGUCAAGACGCCGUGGAACCUGGUCUUCAUCUUCCCCUUCUUCCUCGUCGGCCUCCUCUUCCGUCGUCCGGCGCCGUCGCAGCUGCUCCGCUACCGGCACUACCUGUGCGUGGUGGCGUUCGUCACCAGCGUGCAGAUGACGUGGCUUAUCGUCGUGGUCUUCGCCUCCCUCUCCUUUUCUUCGCAUGCCAGCUUCUUGCGCUCAUGGGUGUGGGGGUCGAUGGAAGAGAGGCCGUGGGGCUCGCUUGUCCUGUUUCUGGCCUUCCUGCUGUUCGUCUUCAUCUCGCUGCUGGCCCACUUCAUCUGCCUGUCCAUCCUCAGUGAAUUGAAGCCCAAGCCCAAGGAGGACGACUACUACAAUCAUGGCAUGAACGGGUCGACGAACCACCUCCAGCACCACGAGGACACCGACUUUUCCACAAUCGAGUUCGUGCCGCUGAUGAGCUCCACCACGCUGGCCUCGUCCUCGUCCGCCACUACGACGUCGCCCACGCCGCCGCCCUCGGCCAAGGCGCGCCUGUUCGCCUCCACCGACGACUACCACUUCACGCCCGAGUCUUCGCCCAACGCGUCGCCCGUACCGCUGCGCCGGGCCAGCACGACCGCCUCCGUCGGCGCGCUCGAACCGCCCAUCGCCCUCUGA
Molecule: messenger RNA, 1821 nt
Organism: Acanthamoeba castellanii str. Neff
Lineage: Eukaryota; Discosea; Longamoebia; Acanthamoebidae
Exons: 16
Coding region: 1-1821 (606 amino acids)
Source: RefSeq, a predicted model, not a curated record